Molecule: messenger RNA, 363 nt
Organism: Orbilia oligospora ATCC 24927
Lineage: Eukaryota; Fungi; Ascomycota; Orbiliomycetes; Orbiliales; Orbiliaceae
Exons: 6
Coding region: 1-363 (120 amino acids)
Biological process (GO): termination of RNA polymerase I transcription; DNA-templated transcription
Cellular component (GO): RNA polymerase I complex
Molecular function (GO): DNA-directed RNA polymerase activity; nucleic acid binding; zinc ion binding
Source: RefSeq, a predicted model, not a curated record
AUGGCAGCAAUCGGUUCUCUAGUCUUCUGCACGGAUUGCGGUAACCUUCUCGACCGGUCUGUUGGUCAGGAUAAGAUCAAAUGCAAUGUUUGCGGGUGUAUCAAUAAAGACACAAGCUCUAGAACGGUAGUAACACAUUCGAAUCCGGAUGCCUUCCCAUCGGCUCUCAAACAAAAGCAUUCUACUGGUCAAAAUCUAGCGCCAGAGGAUGUUGGCGGCCAAGCUGAGAUUGACACGCCAUGUCCUAAAUGCGAAAAUCCAGUUAUGAAGUUUACGACUGUACAAUUGAGAAGUGCUGAUGAAGGUGCUACUGUAUUUUAUAAUUGCCCAAAUUGUGGUUACAGGUAUAAUACGAACAAUUAG